UCAUUGCCAAGGGAAUCAGCUGUUCCAAAUCUAAAUAAUAACAAAGAAAAAAAUUCAAUAAAUACAAUAAUAGUUUCAUUAUGUUCUGUAAUUCUUUAGUUUUGAGUGGAAUUUAAUUACAAAUUACGUGUUAUUUUUACCAUGGACGAUACGCCCCCGCUUAGCGUGGAACAUAUCUGCGAUGGAGAAGGUGAUGGAUGCCGAAGUGAUGCAAGAUGUUGUCACAACUUAAGGAAAGCCCUGCUUACCGAGGAGCGGAUGCGAAGAAAACUGCAAUUUUUCUUUAUGAACCCAAUAGAGAAAUGGCAUGCAAAGAAAAGGUUUCCCUUUAAAUUUGCAGUUCAAUGUGUGAAGAUUUUUUUGGUUACUCUACAAUUGUGUUUAUUUGCAUUUAGUAGUUAUGACCAUGUAAAUUAUAACUGGGACAACAAAAUAAGCUUUUGCCACCUUUUCCUUAAAGGAUGGGAUGCCACUCAAGAAGUAAAUGCUUACCCUCCCGCAAGUGGCCCACUUGCCAUCUACAAACAAGAAGACUUUUACACUACCAUUAACUACGCUUUCAAGGGUUAUACAAACCUAAAAGAUGCUGUCGGUGCUUAUUCAUAUGCCAAUGAGGAUAAUUCUCCAGCAGACAUGCAGCUAUGUAUUGAAGAGUACAAAGAGGGUAAAAUAUACGGGUUUAACGAGUCGUACGUGUUUAACAGUGAAGUGGUGAGGAGAUGCGAAAAUAUAUCCCAAUCAGAAGUGGGACCUGAACUUGACUCGCAACUACUCUUCUCAAACAACUCUUUUAACAUCAGUUUUGAUGCUCUAGUAAAAGCGGAGUUGAUGUUCUCAAUUAAGACAGUCAAUUUUAAAGCUGCAAGCAGAAUAAGCGCCCCAAACUGUUACAGAUUUGAUAUAACGAUCACAUUUAACAAUGAGGAUCAUGAUGGUCAAAUGUUGCUCAGUUUAGAUGCCGAUUCGUCGAGGCUAAAAUGCAAAGGCGAUACGGAAUUUAUUACAGACGAUGAAAUUUCGACAACACUGCGCAGUAUACUUAACUACACGGUGAUAGGGGUAUGUCUGGUAUCCCUUGUGCUGUGUUGCCGCACCGUGUGGCGAGCACAGCAACUUAAGAGGGUCACCAUAAUGUUUUUUGAGCAGCAGUUCAAUAAGACCCUAAGCAGUGCUGAUAGAAAUAAAUUUUUAAAUUUAUGGUAUUGCAUGAUUAUUGUUAAUGAUGUCUUAAUUAUUUUAGGUUCUUGUUUCAAAGAAGAGAUCGAAAGGCAGGGCUUUACAACAGACCACUGGAGCGUUUGCAGUUUGUUCCUGGGUAUCGGUAACAUGCUGGUAUGGUUUGGCAUUUUGAGAUACUUAGGAUUCUUUAAGACUUAUAAUAUUGUUAUUUUGACAUUGGAAAAGGCCGCACCACAAGUGUUAAGGUUUUUGCUUUGCGCCAUAUUGAUCUACGCAGGAUUCACAUUUUGCGGAUGGCUUAUUUUAGGCCCGUAUCAUCUAAAAUUCCGCACAUUAUCGACCACUUCCGAGUGUCUAUUUUCGCUUAUUAACGGAGACGACAUGUUUGCCACAUUUUCAAUUAUGUCAAACAAAUCCAGCUUGCUUUGGUGGUUUGCUAGGGCAUACUUGUACUCUUUUAUUAGCUUGUACAUAUAUGUCAUCUUGAAUCUGUUCAUUUCUGUGAUUACCGACACUUAUGAGACGAUUAAAUUAUACUACAGUGAAGGGUUUCCAAAAACAGACUUAGAAAACUUUAUAGGAAGCAUUACGUGUGACGAAAUGUGUAGCGGCAUUUUCAGGACCGGAUCGAGCGAGAGCCUCGGUGGAUUAAUUAAAGAUCUCUGCUGCUGCUACCCAAAGUUGCAAAAGAAUUAUUCGUCCUUGAGCAGGUCUAACUCGAUGCAGAACUCUAAUGUACUGAGUAGUAAUAACUCUAUUUAGAAAAAGGAAAAAAAACGAAAAAAAUCGUAGGAAGCUUUAAAUCGUUCAUGAUUUUAUAUAGUACAAAAAAUUGCUUUAUACUUAGAGUUGAAAACUUCAGUUACCAAUUUUAUAAUUAAUUAAACAUGUAAUGAAUUAAAUAGUAUCUUAGAGUCGAUUGUAAAAUACUCAUCAAUUUAUUAUUAAAAAAAAAUAAAUUAAUCAGUUUGGAAUCCGUGAUGAUGUCUCGACUUGCCAAACGAUGUAAUAAGUAAAUACCUAUUUUAUUAAACUUAAUUUUCAUAUCUUGUUACAAUAAUGUAUAUAUUUUUGUUUGAUUAGAAAUAUUAUGUUGAACAUUUUAUUCUUUUUUCUAAGGACUACAAUACUGCGCCAUGAAUUUAUUGUUAAAUUUGUUUUGUAUAUACAUACUACUAAACUGUAAGAAUAAAUUAUAUUAAACCAAUUUUCUUACCUUAUUGUUAAUUUGGGAUUUAUUAAAAUUGUUCAUCAACAAGUAAACCUUGAUAAAAGUUAAAGUGAUUCCAGUAGGAUGUGGUCUGUCGCAGUAACAGAAUCAGAAACAAUUUUUUAUUUUAGGAAAAAUUAAAGGUUUCAAGAAAGAAUGUUAAAUCUCAUAAAAUAUUUUAAAACUUAAGCAUAGCGGAAUUUUUGGUGUACUUUAGAAUGACAGUGAAAUAUUUUAAUGAUUAAUUGAAUUUGAUGAAGCCAUGUAAUUCUAUAAUAAAGGAGUUUAUACAUUAUAGAAAACCGAUAGAACCAGUUAAAGGUUUCACAGUAACAAUUAUCAAGAACAUGUGAAAUGAAUAAAUACUUAAUAUAUUUAUGAACAUUCAA
Molecule: messenger RNA, 2778 nt
Organism: Anthonomus grandis grandis
Lineage: Eukaryota; Metazoa; Arthropoda; Insecta; Coleoptera; Curculionidae
Product: mucolipin-3-like
Exons: 7
Coding region: 142-1941 (599 amino acids)
Cellular component (GO): lysosomal membrane; plasma membrane
Molecular function (GO): NAADP-sensitive calcium-release channel activity
Source: RefSeq, a predicted model, not a curated record